Symbiodinium sp. CCMP2592 is the source of this 1476-nucleotide messenger RNA. Lineage: Eukaryota; Dinophyceae; Suessiales; Symbiodiniaceae. The record is from the annotation of a GenBank genome assembly.
AUGAUAUUUCUGCGCGAGCUGCACAGGACACAAGACGCAGUGGCAAGAUACAUCUACGAUGUUCGGCAAGACCCGUAUAUGCAGCAGCUUCAGUUGGAAGAUUGCGGGCCUGAGCUCGAAGGCAUGAUGGAGCCACCAACGCUGGAAGUUCAGUGCCGUGCGCUACCAGUCGCUUCGAUUGGCAAAGGAGCUGCGUCUUUCGCCAACAAACUGGAUGCGGUGAUUUUCGCCGUUCUUCUUGAGGUUGGUUGGUCCGAAAGACCGCUGGAUAAUUUCGACGCCUACAGCAAACAGGUGGUGAGCGCAUGUUCGGAUCAAGGAGUGGAGCAUGACAUCGCAACGGCGCCGGCAAUCGAUCUAGCAGCGUUGCACAGGGAGAAUGCUGCCAACCUUGGUUCCCGCAGCGCUUUGGCGCAGAUUGUGGGCGACGACGAAGACGAUGCGUGCAAUUUCUUGAUUCAGGAUCUGGUAGACCCGCAGGCUGAGGAAACGAGACUUGCCAAGAUCUAUGCAGAGGAUGAGAAGGCUAGGCAUGCACGGCUUUACCCAAAUGCCUGGCAGACGUCAGAUUUAAAACACGUGGUUGACAAUUUGUUACACGAGUCCCUUGACUCGAUGCAAACGCUGCUUGUCCACCGAAUUUAUCAGAAUUUGAAGUCUCAGGUUGCAUAUCCUGGUUAUGGGCUAGAGUUGGAUACUGAAGAUCAUGCCAUUGUCAGGUGGGCAAGCACACUGACUGGACUUCGUGCCCUCGAAAGGCUCUUGAGGCCACCAACAAUGCGUGACCGGUAUCGUGCAUGUUGUGUUCGCAACGAAGAGGAUGCGAAGCCACUGGCGACGUGGAGCCACACCCUUGCAUCUCUACGUUGGGAAGCUCUAGUUGACUUCACCCGAGAUCUCCUCCUCUUGGAGCCCCUCAUUCGACGCACGUGGAACAAACAGUGGUUCAUGCAGGGGCUCCACAGUACCGGGCACAGGGAAUGGAGGUGUGACAAGUCCAGUGACCAUGGCGCUCCAACGGUGCAGGCGAUCGACGACGCAAUUCGUUCGCCAGCAUUUUGGUCCGGAGUGGCAAUCAUCCAUGACAUAUCCUACGAAGCCGAGUAUGUAGGACGUUGGGCGGAGCAGUGUUCGUGCUGCGCAUCAGGCACAGGCGCAGGCGGCCCAGACCCCGACCGCAUUGCCAUUGCAGAUGAUGGUGAACGUAAGAGGAGGCCUAGGAGACAGCGGCAUCCUGGCAGGGUAGCUUGUCCCUAUGCUGGGUGUAGAGCGCCGGAGCUGGCUGCAGGCGACUGGAUUCCGGAGCUGAAGAGAGUGAUGAACAUGGGGCGUGGCAGAUUGACGGAGUUCCUCGUCAUGUCACGCGCGGAAGAUCGCUCGCAAUUCCAUGCAGAUUGGGUGCAAGCACGCAGCAAGUUGUGGGCAGGUAUUCAAGUCAAGCUUGCGUACUAUCAACAGUUGCCCUGGCGCUUGUGA